Messenger RNA from Schistosoma turkestanicum, 166 nucleotides. NCBI's taxonomy places the organism in Eukaryota, Metazoa, Platyhelminthes, Trematoda, Strigeidida, Schistosomatidae. The record is from the annotation of a GenBank genome assembly.
UAUUGCCACUACUACUACUACUACUACUACUACUACUACUACUACCACUACUACUACUACUACUACUACUACUACUACUACUCACACUACUACUACUGUUACUACUACUGCUCACACUACCAAUGAACAUAUCAGAAGAUGUGGUUUUUGCUGUUUACAUAACUAA